AUGUCGGUGUGCCUGUCUCCUGAGGUUAACCGGAUUUUGUUUGUACGCAACCUUCCCUUCAAAAUUUCAGCCGAAGACCUUUUCGAUCUUUUUGGAAAAUACGGAACGAUUAGGCAGAUCAGAAUCGGUUCUGAAAAAGAGACUAGAGGAACGGCGUAUGUCGUUUACGAAGAUAUUUUUGAUGCUAAAAAUGCAUGUGAACAUCUUUCUGGCUUCAAUGUGCAGGGGAGAUAUCUGAUUGUGUUGUAUUAUCAGCCCAUCAAGCAAUUGAAGAAAAUGGAUAUGGAAAAGAAACGGGAACAGAUUGCAUUGCUUCGGCAAAAAUAUGCCCCAAUCCUUGGUUCAUCCACACCCUCAAGCUCCUCAACGUACUCCGGCGAUACACCCCUCAGACAUAUGUAA
Molecule: messenger RNA, 402 nt
Organism: Mitosporidium daphniae
Lineage: Eukaryota; Fungi; Microsporidia
Exons: 1
Coding region: 1-402 (133 amino acids)
Biological process (GO): mRNA splicing, via spliceosome
Cellular component (GO): U2 snRNP; precatalytic spliceosome; catalytic step 2 spliceosome
Molecular function (GO): RNA binding
Source: RefSeq, a predicted model, not a curated record